Messenger RNA from Penicillium angulare, 1281 nucleotides. RefSeq names its product sphingolipid delta(4)-desaturase family protein. Gene Ontology annotation, biological process: ceramide biosynthetic process. NCBI's taxonomy places the organism in Eukaryota, Fungi, Ascomycota, Eurotiomycetes, Eurotiales, Aspergillaceae. Gene Ontology annotation, cellular component: membrane. The record is from RefSeq and is a predicted model, not a curated record. The coding region runs from base 1 to 1281 and encodes 426 amino acids. The transcript has 3 exons. Gene Ontology annotation, molecular function: sphingolipid delta-4 desaturase activity.
AUGGCAUCGGUCGUUGAAACUACAUCGCCUCACCUCCGGGUGUCCGCGGCGAAAGCGUCUGCCACACCCAACUCCGAACCAACCUCCACAAGAAUCACACCGCCAGAGGCCUCCGCAGUCGAGGAUAAGUUCUUCUGGACCUACACUGAAGAACCACACCGGUCAAGACGACAGGCAAUUAUCAAGGCCCAUCCAGAGGUGACCAAACUAUGUGGUCCCGAACCCCUGACGAAAUAUGUUGUCUUCGGCGUUGUGGCUCUCCAAGUCACCUGUGCCUAUCUACUCCGCAAUACUCCCAUACUCAACUGGAAGUUCCUUGCCACAGCCUACUUUAUCGGAGCCACCUCAAACCAGAACCUAUUCCUUGCCAUUCAUGAGAUCUCUCACAAUUUGGCAUUCCGCUCCCCACUCGGAAACCGUCUGCUGGCAAUCUUCGCCAACCUUCCCAUCGGUUUACCCUAUAGUGCUGCAUUCAGGCCAUACCACCUAACUCACCACAAAUCUCUCGGUGUAGCAGGCCUCGACACCGACCUUCCCACCGCAGUCGAGGCCUUCUUCCUCAACUCCCUCCUGGGCAAGACAUUCUUCUGCACCUUCCAGAUCCUCUUCUACGCCGUCCGCCCUAUGUUCAUCUACAGUCCUCCAUUCACCUCGAUUCAUCUUCUCAACCUCUUCGUCCAACUAUCCUUCGACUUCUUCCUCGUUCGCUUCAGCGGCUCUUUAAACCCAUUCUACUACUUUAUCGCCUCCUCCUUCCUGGCCGGUUCCCUCCACCCCUGCGCCGGUCACUUCAUCGCCGAACACUACUUCUUCUCCAAAGUCAAGACAGGUGGCACAGAGUCUCUAGCGGACUUGAAGACCAAGCCCGCCUCCAAGACCCCGCCUACCCACCCGCUUAACUCAAUCGCUCCACCGGAGACGUACUCGUACUAUGGUCCCCUCAAUAUUCUCACCUACAACGUGGGCUUGCACAAUGAGCACCAUGAUUUCCCCGCUAUCCCCUGGACCAAGCUCCAUAAGUUGCAUGAUAUUGCGGCGGAGUUCUACGAGCCAUUGCCCUGCCACCGCAGUUGGGUCUGGGUUAUCUGGACCUUUAUCUUGGACGAGAAUGUUGGACCUUGGUGCCGUGUGAAGCGGGAACAGGGUGGACGCAUUGUUGGCGGUGGUGGCUCGGAGAAAAAGAAGUCUACUGGCCGUGGUGGUGAAGGGAUUUCAGCUGCGUCGGCGGGUCCGGCAGGUGAAGAAGGUGAUGGGUGGAAAGAGAGUGAGAUUCAAUGUUAA